UAUGGGAGUGCUAUGGCUUUCUAUGCCUACUUUGUUCUUACUAAACAGGACUACUUUUACCCUGAUGUUAAAGACAGGCAGUUCCUCCACUACUUCUACCGGAAAUCAAAAGCCAAGCAUUUCAAUGUGGAACAAUACAACAAACUAAGAGAAGACAUAGAAGAAGCAGAAGAAUCCCUGACGCGUCUACACCAACCUCUGCACCUGAGACUUCCGAUCCAGGAAAUUACUAACAAGGACUGACAUUGUUUUGGUAUACAUUAGAAUUGUCCUUUCAAACCUGAUGUGAGCAUUUAGUUACUCAGAAACUGGAUAUUUUUGACCACUAUAGUUUUGAAAAUUACAAUAAAUAUCUCUAAAAAUGA
Oxyura jamaicensis (ruddy duck) is the source of this 365-nucleotide messenger RNA. It is a transcript of the gene MCUB, whose product is annotated as mitochondrial calcium uniporter dominant negative subunit beta. Gene Ontology annotation, cellular component: uniplex complex; mitochondrial inner membrane. The transcript is spliced from 3 exons. NCBI's taxonomy places the organism in Eukaryota, Metazoa, Chordata, Aves, Anseriformes, Anatidae. Gene Ontology annotation, biological process: calcium import into the mitochondrion; mitochondrial calcium ion homeostasis. Bases 13 to 243 code for a protein of 76 amino acids. Gene Ontology annotation, molecular function: calcium channel inhibitor activity. The record is from RefSeq and is a predicted model, not a curated record.